This is a messenger RNA of Didymodactylos carnosus, 2540 nucleotides long. The record is from the annotation of a GenBank genome assembly. Lineage: Eukaryota; Metazoa; Rotifera; Eurotatoria; Philodinida; Philodinidae.
CCCAUCCCUCAAUAAUUGUGUUUUAGUGCCGUGACGCUGUGACACACGUUUCUCCCAACAAGUUUUGGAGCACUAAACAUUGCUCAAAGGAUUUGCUUUUCACAUCGAACGUAGUUCUAGGCAUCUGUUAUAGACUAACAUGAAAAUAAAGUCGAAAAAAUGUAGUCACUCACUUAGAAUUGUCCGAGAAUCUCAAAACUUCAAACUUUAUUAAAAAGCUUGUUUUGAGUCUAAACUUCAAAAGAAAUAUACCAUCUUGUAGUGAAUCGAAUUUUCUAUCGACUAAUGUGAUCUUCCAUUUUUUAAGGAAAGGUGUGUAGGUCAGGAAAUUGAAAAUACAGUUUUCAAAAAACGCAAAACUGGGUUUUUGCCGCCAAAAUUUAACUUUUUAAAAAAGAUAAUGUAAGAUUCGUAAUUGGCACCAAAAACUACUUCUAGUGAUGUGCUUCUUCCAGUUCUACCCUAAAAUAAUUUUUUCAAAAAAUUGAUCAGCGAAGUACCGAGUUACGUGGACAAGCCGUAGGCAUGGAUCGGUUAUUUUACCGGGGUGCUUGGGAGUAGUAGUUUUAAAAAUCGGAAAGACGUUCUAAAAUUUUUUCGAGUCUAUUGUUUUGUGCACAAAUGUUUGCUCUACAAUAUUUGCAAGACAUUACAGACUUUCUCAUGAUGCUUUGUCGAUGAGAUACAAAGUUUUUACAUGAAAAACUGAGCGGUUAUUACCCAGCGGUUAACAACCGCUCCUAGUUUAGAGAAAAAAAUUCAUAUCUCAUCGACAAAGCAUCAUGAGAAAGUCUGCAAUGUCUUCUUUUGUAGAGUAAACAUUUGUGCACAAAACAGUAGACUCGAAAAAAUUUUAGAAAGUUUGUCCCAUUUUUAAAACUACUGCAGGGCGAAGAUUUCACUUGAAAUACCUGAAAUGUUUGGAAAAACCUGAAAACCGAAAAUCUGGAAAUCGAAAAAGCAGACUUUUGUCAUAUUUUAAUUUUUUCUUGUUCUAUUUCUCAUUUUAAAAAAUCGAGUUACACAUGAAUCGAACGAGCAGAAAAAACUGCACAAGAUAGGCUAGUUUUAAGAGGUUCAACUCAAUAAUUAGUGGUAAAAAUAAUUCAGUUCAUAAAAUAAUCACGUCUUGAUAAUGACGACUAAGUCGUCGAAAUGUUGACAAACAAAUCCUUAAAAUGGGAACUCAAUCUUUAGCUGCUGUUAAACAGUCAGCUGCAUUUAACGGAUAAGGAUUCAGUAUUAAAAUAUAAGAAAGAAUAAGACAGCCAUUGGACCCACUAUAAAUGGAUACAUAGUGUGGUGACGAUGUGAAAUAUACUUCUUCACCGUAUCAUUCUUCAUCUCGUACACCAUUUGCAGCAAACCCAUUGGAUAUGAAAUACGGCAACGUCUGCCGACUACAAACAUACGAUGAUAUAGAAAUGAACAAUAGCGCCUACGUUUAUGCACGAUUUCAAUUUCCUUAAUUGUUCUACAUGGCAUGAAUCAUUGACAAAUUCUAUUUAACAGAGGCAACUUUGAUUAUUUUCAUUUGAUUGACAGGGAAAUAUAUCCGCCCGGUCAAAAUAAACGGAAAAGCUUGUUUUUCAUCGUUCUCCAUGACCAUGCAUUCUUUCGAUCUCAUAUUUCUACCACUGAUAGACCAUGCUCGAUUCUACAUGUGAACAAAGUUUCAGCUAUAUAGCUCAAGAAUUGACCGAGAACCGUUCCAAUCAAUCUCAGGUACUCAGAGGUGGUUGCGAGAAACAGAUGUCAUUUUCCUCGUUUUUCGAGUGUUUCUUUUGUAGUUUUGAGUGACAUGAUAUCGAUCAGUUGCCUGACGAGCAGCAUUCACACAUGCUGACAUCUUGGGCAAUGUUCACAAAAUGUGUGAACAGUGAUUAGUACAUCUUUCAACGAAUGAAUGAAUCAUCAAAACGGUUGUGAGAAAACAUACGAAUAAAAAACCAAGCGGCGAAACAGAGCUGCUGCCAUUAGUAUUCUUUCGAACCUUCCAACGCAAUCCAUUCAUGGCCCCAUAUCUAUCCCUUAGUGAGCGGUGGAGAAUCAUCACAUUACGAAAGGAUUUUGGAUUAUCGAUGCCAACUAUCGUACGUCGAUUGAAUUGCUCGUUAUCUACUAUUCAUCGAAUAUUGGACUUAUUUUCGAAAACAAAUGACGUGGCGGAGCGUGAAGGGAGAGGACGUAAACGAUCAAUACAAGGUUCAGUUCGACGGCAAUUUUGCGAGAUUAUGCGAGAGCAUCCUUCAGCGACAUCAAAGUUCAUCGCCGAACGACUGGGAUCAAGAAAAGGUGUAUGUUUAAGUGAUCGAACGAUUUGUCGAAUUCGUCGGCAAGAAAAUUAUCAUUCCGUCCAUUCAAAAAUGCACUGGAUAAUUAAUUCAGCUCAGGCCGCUCGUCGAUUCCAGUUUUCUGUCACACAUUUGUUCCACGAUUGGCAUGACGUCAUUUUUACGGACGAAAAGAAGUUCGAGAUCGAUCAACGUGGACAAGUUUAUUGGGUCCCGAUCUUUGGUACAAUGGUCGGUCUAAUUUGA